Malus domestica (apple) is the source of this 999-nucleotide messenger RNA. NCBI's taxonomy places the organism in Eukaryota, Viridiplantae, Streptophyta, Magnoliopsida, Rosales, Rosaceae. The record is from RefSeq and is a predicted model, not a curated record.
AUGUCUUUUAGGAAACAACUCUCUGGUAAUAUGAAAAGAAAAAAAAAGGCAAAGGAUAACGAAAUUGCCGAAAGUUUAAGAGGAUCUCUUAAUAAAUUUUUCUCUACAAAGAAUGAGUCAGUUGAAAAUUUGAGAGAAAAUAAUGUUGGUGAAGAGCCACAAAAUGUUAUUGGGGAGUCUCAUGAUCAUGAAAAUGGUAGUGAUUUAGAAGAAAAUGUUAGUGAUGAGUCUCAAGACCAUGAAAAUGGUGGUGAUGUGGAUUUAAAUGUUGAUGAUGAUCAUAUUGGUGUAGAUGAAAAUAUUGAAUCUCCUGAACCUAUUUUCCAUAUAAACAUUUAUGAUCCAAGAGUUUGGGAUGGUCUUAAUGCAGAAAUGAGAGACUUGCUUGUAGAAAAUGGGCCAAUUCGAGAAACUAAUCUCACUUAUCCUAAGGACAAACUCUCUAGAAAAUUUUCCUCACACUACUAUGAUCGAAAAUUACCAACGGGUGAAAUUUAUGAUAGGAAAUGGCUCGUGUACUCAAAAGAGUUGGAUAAAGUCUUUUGCUUUUGUUGUAAAUUGUUUAAAACAAUUGCCUCAAAAAGUGAGUUAGCAAAAGAUGGAAUUAGUGACUUUAAUUUUUCUGUCAUUAAAAAGGUAAAAGAAGCCAAAUUUUUUUCUGUCAUUCUUGAUUGUACUCCUGAUGCAAGUCAUGUGGAACAAAUGACUUUAAUUUUGAGAUGUGUUGACUUGUCAAGUAGGUCAAUAAAUAUAAGGGAGUAUUUCAUGGAGUUUUUAAGUGUGGAAGAUACAUCAGGACAAGGACUUUUUAAUGAGUUGCAAGAUGUCCUAAAGUCUCUUGAUCUUGAUAUUGAUAAUGUGAGGGGACAAGGUUAUGAUAAUGGAUCUAACAUGAGAGGGAAACACCAAGGUGUCCAAAAAAGAUUGCUAGACAUAAAUCCCAGAGCAUUUUACAUGCCAUGUGUCAUUGUCAACUACUCGAUGGGAAAGUCACAUUGA